AAUCUGUUAGAUGGAUUAUGAAUUAUUUAUCUUCUUGCUAAUAAUUUUCCAAUUUCGUAAUAUAAGUGGUGUUUUUUGACGUUGCAGAAGGGAGGCAGGCAGAAGCUGCUCGCAUCCUAGAGAAGUAUCCUGAUAGAAUACCAGUAUGAAUGUUCAUCAGACUGAGAAGAGUGAUGUGCCUGACAUUGAUAAGAAAAAGUAUCUGGUACCUGCUGACCUAACUGUUGGACAAUUUGUUUAUGUUGUCCGGAAGAGGAUUAAGCUCAGUCCUGAGAAGGCCAUCUUCAUUUUUGUCAAGAACAUUUUGCCACCCACUGCUGCUAUGAUGUCCACUAUUUAUGAAGAAAACAAGGAUGAAGACGGUUUCUUAUACAUGACAUACAGUGGCGAAAGCACAUUCGGUAUCCUCUCAAGCACAUGAUCAGGGGAUGUCCAUGUUAAUAUGACUAAUGUCAGAAGUAAAUUUAUUUUUAUUAUUUAAAUUAGCCAUUGUCCUGUUAGCAUGAUAUCGCCCUAUUAGUUUAGUUUUCCCAUACAAAAUAAAAUGUCCAUCUUCUCAAGCUUUUAUUCGCUUAUUUACAUGUACUAUACAGUCCUUAUGAUGUGAAUGAGUCUAUGUUGCUUUGAUGCUCUGCAUUUGAUAGAUACAUGAUGUGAAUGAGUUGUGAUUUCAGAUGGAACCCACCCAAAAACCAAAAUAGCGGCAAUAGCAGUAGGGAGAGAGUGAAAGGAAAAAUGUGUUAGAAGACUUUGCUUUGAUACAUGUGGGAAACAGAGGGAAAAUCUGUGAAUAAAGAUUCUUUCUUUCU
Messenger RNA from Rubroshorea leprosula, 809 nucleotides. Lineage: Eukaryota; Viridiplantae; Streptophyta; Magnoliopsida; Malvales; Dipterocarpaceae. The record is from the annotation of a GenBank genome assembly.